CCCAUCACACCAUCAACCCCAUCCCCACCACCACCAUGCGCAGGACAGCCCUCGCCCUCGUACUGUUCGCAUCAGCAGCAGCAGCCUUCAGGCCCGUGCGCCUCCCCGACGCGGUGCAGGUGUCGCCGGCGCCCGCCGACGACCCGUCCCAGUUCGUCAUCCAGCCGAUUGAUGUCGGCACCGCCGCGCCGGGCAUAUCGCUCGCGGAUGCGUUGACGCUCGAGCGCAAGGCGAGCGUGUGGUGGGACUAUGCGCGGGAUGUUUCGAGUGUGACAUCCCGCCUCAGUAACAAGGGCAAAACGACCGUCCUCGUCCCCAUCGACAAGGCAAUCUUCGCGCUCCCGCGCAAGCCGCACCAGAACCCGUCGGGCUCGACCGACGACGCCGACUCCAAGGCCAACGUCGAGCAGUUUUUGUCCGCGCACAUUGUGCCCGGCGACCUGCCCCUGCCCUCUGAGGAGACGGCGACGCUCAACCCCGACGUCAAGGUCAAGGUCGAGGGCGAGGAGGGCGCUUGGGUGCUCCAGCCGGGCGAUAUUCCUAUUGUGGGCGUCACCGAGGCGAGUAAUGGCAAGAUCUUGUACCUCGACGGCGUGGUGCCGUACUAGGCGGCGCUGCCCGGCCUGAGUGGGCGCGCUGUGCUGCAGCCCUCUGUACUCGAGUGUAUCAGUCUGGAUGUUAUUUUGUACCUGCGUA
Molecule: messenger RNA, 696 nt
Organism: Vanrija pseudolonga
Lineage: Eukaryota; Fungi; Basidiomycota; Tremellomycetes; Trichosporonales; Trichosporonaceae
Gene: B5K2.060
Product: FAS1 domain-containing protein
Exons: 2
Coding region: 36-608 (190 amino acids)
Source: RefSeq, a predicted model, not a curated record